This is a messenger RNA of Lucilia cuprina (Australian sheep blowfly), 1711 nucleotides long. RefSeq names its product F-actin-capping protein subunit alpha (gene cpa). The record is from RefSeq and is a predicted model, not a curated record. Gene Ontology annotation, molecular function: actin filament binding. NCBI's taxonomy places the organism in Eukaryota, Metazoa, Arthropoda, Insecta, Diptera, Calliphoridae. Gene Ontology annotation, biological process: actin cytoskeleton organization; barbed-end actin filament capping. Gene Ontology annotation, cellular component: F-actin capping protein complex; actin cortical patch. The transcript is spliced from 4 exons. Bases 346 to 1206 code for a protein of 286 amino acids.
GGCGCUGGCAUCUGUUGUUGUAGUAUUUUUUUCUUUUAAAGAUUUGUCAUCCAUUAGCAAAUGCAAGUUUUUUAGUAUUAAAAGUAGGAAAUUUGCGUAAAUUUUGUCAAUACUUAUAUGGAAAAAGUUUAAAAACAUAUAAAUUAUUAUCUAAUCUAAUUGUUGUACACAAAAAAACCUAAAGAAACCCCCAAAAAAACAUUCUGUAAAGGAAAUUGCACUUAACACACUGCCAAGGCUGCUCUCCGCUGGGUAUAAAACAACACAGCAAUCGAAACGAAUCAACCGACCACAAAAAAUCUAAAAAAAAACACAGCUUUCACAAAACAAAAACCGUGAAGAAGUAUGGAUCAAACACAAAUCAGUGAUACGGAAAAAGUGCGCAUUGUAUCCGAUUUUAUAUUACAUGCACCACCGGGUGAAUUCAAUGAAGUUUUCAAUGAUGUUCGUGAGUUAUUGAAGAAUGAUGCACUGUUAAAAGAAGGUGCCAGCCACGCCUUUGCCCAAUAUAAUAAAGAUCAAUUGACACCGGUACGCAUAGAGGGUAGUGAACACAAUGCUGUGAUCUCGGAAUUCAAUGAUUUGGGUGGCGGCCGUUUUUACGAUCCUCGCACUAAACAAUCAUUUAAGUAUGAUCACCUCCGUAAAGAGGCUAGUGAUUAUCAGGAUGCCGAUACUGAUGCAUCCGCCGAACCUUGGAGAGCUGCCUUAGAUAUUGAAACAUUAGCCUAUACCGCCAGUCAUUAUAGGCAUGGUGUUUGUUCCGUUUUUGGUAAAACUCAAAGUGGUCAAAUAACAUUAACGAUUUGUAUUGAAGACCAUCAAUUUCAACCGAAAAACUACUGGAAUGGUAGAUGGCGUUCACAAUGGCAUGUUACAUUUCAAGUCGGUGCAGGCACUGCUGAACUGAAAGGCAAUCUGAAAGUGCAAGUUCAUUACUACGAAGAUGGCAAUGUACAAUUAGUUUCAUCAAAGGAAUGCCGUGAAUCGGUAGUGGUUACCAAUGAACAGCAAAUGGCUAAAGAGAUAAUACGCCUUAUAGAGGAGGCUGAAAAUGAAUAUCAAUUGGCUAUUUCGGAAAAUUAUCAAACGAUGUCCGAUACCACCUUCAAAGCCAUGAGACGUCAAUUGCCUAUAACAAGAACUAAAAUUGAUUGGACCAAAAUUGUUUCGUAUAGUAUUGGUAAAGAACUGAAAACACAAUAAGGACAACAAAUAGCGGAAGCUGAAUCGCAGCCGCAUUCUAUAUUAUUAACAACAACAACAACAGCAACAACAAUAACAACUGAAACAUUAACAUCCACAUUAAAUGAUACAAUAACAAAAACAUCAUUUAUAAAGAGGCCGACUAGUCUCCCUCUUGGAAAGUAAAAAAUUUAAAAUUAAACAGCAAACAAAAACACAAUACAAUAAACAGCAGGUUAAACCCUUAUUAGGAAAAACACUAUUGCUAAAAAAAAAAAAACAAAAACAAAUUAACUAAAUUAACAACGAUAUUAUCAUUGUUUUAUUGUUCCUCUCUUGUUACAACCACCAAUGAACCAAAAUAAUUCAAAGAACCACAAAACAACCACAAAAAUGAAAAAUCAUAUAAAUAUAAAAAGCAAAAAGGGAACUUUAUCAUUUUAUAUGAAUGAUGUUAUAUCGUUUUAAAAUUGUUCAAAUACAUAAAAAACAAAUACUGUCUGUCUGUCGCUUUCAGUAUAUUACA